GUUACAGCGCCUGGGUUGCUGCUCCGCAGGCUGCUGGUGUUGGGACUCUGCGUCAGUCGGUGGUUUGAUUUACGCUGUUGCACUAGAAGAGGAGCUGGAGUGUUAUUUUGGGACGGCUCCUGGUCUGUGUUUUCUUUUGAGCUAGACGUUGCAACUGCCUCUCAGGAACGGGAGGGCGGCCGGGUCCUAUUGCUCGCUAGAUGCUCGGGGCCCGGAACUGUGGGGCGGGCCGAGGCUGCAGCUCACGCUGAAAGCUGCCCAGCGCCGCUGAGCCGCCCGUGGGGUGCUGAUGGCCGGAAGCGUUCUGGGAAAAGCUUUAGCCACCGUGUCUUUCUCUGUGGCCUUGGCUUCCGUGAGUGUCAUGUCCCUGGGCUGCCGCAGCAUCCCAGCAUACAGAAACUCAUUGUCAUCCUGUUGGUUUCAUCUUAAUCCCAUCAUCAUGUCAGGUUCUAAUGGCGCCAAACAGGAUUCCCACAACAAGGCUCGGACGUCUCCUUACCCAGGUUCAAAAGUUGAACGAAGCCAGGUUCCUAAUGAGAAAGUGGGCUGGCUUGUUGAGUGGCAAGAGUAUAACCCUGUGGAAUACACUGCAGUCUCUGUCUUGGCUGGACCCAAAUGGGCAGAUCCUCAGAUCAGUGAAAGUAACUUUUCUCCCAAGUUUAAUGAAAAGGAUGGACAUGUUGAGAGAAAGAGCCAGAAUGGUCUGUAUGAGAUUGAAAAUGGAAGACCUAGGUGGAAAAGGGAUAGUAGUGGAAAUAAAAUCACCCACCCUGUUUCUGGAAAAAACAUCUUACAGUUUGUUGCAAUACAAAGGAAAGACUGUGGAGAAUGGGCAAUCCCUGGGGGCAUGGUGGAUCCAGGAGAGAAGAUUAGUGCCACACUGAAAAGAGAAUUUGGUGAGGAAGCUCUCAAUUUGUUACAGAAAUCCAGUGCUGAAAAGAGAGAAAUAGAGGAACAGUUGCAGAAACUCUUUAGCCAAGAACAUCUAGUGAUAUAUAAGGGAUAUGUUGAUGAUCCUCGAAACACUGAUAACGCAUGGAUGGAGACAGAAGCUGUAAACUACCAUGACGAAACAGGCGAGAUAAUGGACAGUCUUACUCUAGAAGCUGGAGAUGAUGCUGGAAGAGUGAAAUGGGUGGACAUCAGUGAUAAACUCAAGCUUUAUGCCAGUCACUCUCAGUUCAUCAAACUUGUUGCAGAGAAACGAGAAGCGCACUGGAGUGAGGACUCUGACCCUGGCUGUCCUGGAUUAUAGCUUGAAGUCUCCAUGUAAGCUAAAGGCCAACAAAGGAGCAUGUACUGAAAAGAAGGAAAUAUUACAGAACUUAUGCUAUAAAAAGGCCAGGGUAGGUAACUUGGGAAUUAUUUAUUUUCAAAACAAUUUGCAUUUAGAAUGUUUUGCAUCAGAGUAAUAUUAGUAAAUAUGGUAAAAUAGAACACAGAAUUUUCAGCUUUCUAUUCAAAAGAAUAUGAAUAGUCAUGUUUUAUGUAUUCUAUUUAAGCAUGGCUUAAACCAAAUUUAAACAACUGAUGCACUCUGAAGAAUUGUAAUAAGAAUAAAGAGAAAUUUCUGAUUAUAUAGCUCUAUUUUUCAUUUAUUUCUUGUUUGUUAAUUCUUGUUUUUUCCUCACUGAUCUUUUGAGAUCUGAAGGAUAUUCCUGCCACAUCAAGUACUUUCGAAGGAGCAACACCAUUGGAUAUACAGUUUACUGUAUAAUCUGAUUUAUCUUCAAAUUAAUUUGCUUUAAAUUUUGCUUAUAUAAUCUUGUUGCAGCUGCUCUCAAAAAAUGGCAACUUUCUGUGUAUUUUGUAACUUCAGAGUCAUGAGUUUAAUGAAGAAAUAUCAGCACUCUUUUAGUCGAUCAAGAUCAGUGAACCAGAGGUGGUUGUCUCAUUUUCAAAAAUUUUAAAUUAAAAAAUAUGCCUAGGAAAUUAGUAAUUUAGAUAAUAUGCUUAUUUUACUCUAUUGUAACUGUGUAUGUUGGGAAUGAAUGAAAAACAGAUGGAAUUGACAGUAGGCAGAGACAGGGAGAUUUUUGGGAGUUAAAGUGGUUUUUGUUGGGAAGGGAACAUAAGAUUGAAAUAAGAUUUUGAGAGAUGGUCUGUAAGUAUUAUAAAUAUCAGACAAAAGGAGAGGGUUAGAACCAGGGACUCUUGGAAGCAGAGAAGAAGAAAAAAACAACACUGUCUUGGCACCACCAUUUAUGACAUUAUGUUUGUGGGCAUGUGUAUCACAUUCUGGCUAAGGAUGUCAAUCAGUGAUAUCCAUUAGGAAAGUCCCUUGAUACUAACUCCUGUCAACCCAAAGUAGGGACCAUAAUUCCACCUUCAUUCCACCUAGACUGCAGAUGGAGCAUCUGGAGAAGAGGUGGCUUAGGUGAUAGUGAUAAGGUUGUUGUCUUCAGAUGUUUGAAAAAGGUGUUAGCUAGAGCACAGAACUAGGGCUAAGGUAAAUCAAAACUUUUUUGUUUUUGUCAGGUUGGUGUCAAAACUCCUCUGGUGGUAAAACCUGAGCUGAACUGACGAGGCUUUAUUCCCCUUAGAUUGACUAUAUGUUUUGUUGCAGAAACAUUAAGUUGUUUGAUUUUAGGACACUUCUUCAACCCCUCUAGAAGAGUAGGUGUACUGUGCAAAUUUUCUAAAAUCCAUAAAAUCCUGGUCUUUAGAGUAUGUAAUAAGGUCUUAAGGACUUGUACUUGACAAGGAUGACCUCUGAUUAGGUGAGAGACCUUGGUCCAGCAUGAAAGAGUCUGAUUUGCCUGUUUGGCAGGAAGAAAUUCUUCCUGGCACUGAAUAGAGUCUGUUUAAAAUUGAAACCACUUAAAACUCUUAAGAAAGUUUGAGCAAUUCUCUGAAGAAUGACAUUUACUUAUUUUUAAUACUUUUCAUACAUUUAAACUGACAUUAGUAAAAACAUGUUAUAUUAAAUUUAUUUAAAAAUGACUAAAGCACAUGGUCUGUAGAUAAUAUAGGUAUGAUAUUUUUAAUAGUAUUUUGGAGUUUUCACUGGAAUAUUUACAAAGUGCAAAAUGAUAGUUACUAUAAACUAUAGAUAAGAUAGAAGUAGAAAAUCUUCUGAUAACUGUAAACAUCCAGCACCAUCUAUAGUAGAGAAAAACCAGAUUAAAAUGUUAGUUUAAGACAUUUCUGGAGUACUGUCCACUCCUGUAUCACUAGAAAAUAAUAUCUUCAUAUUUACUUUCCCUAUGUUUAAGUAAUACAUUUUUACUCUGGAGAUAUUUAGUAAAAUAAAUAGUGAUAAUAGAUACCAUUUAUUAUCUACAUUAUAUCACUUAAUCCUUCUACAAUCUUGUGAAGUUAGGUGUUACUAUUCUCAUUUUACAGAUGAAGAAAUUAAAAUCACAAAGUUUGCCCAUAGUUUAUUCAAGAUAGGAUGGAGCUGCAAUUUGAAUCCCCAUUUGCCUGGUUACAAAACCUAUUAGUUGUCUGUAGUAUUCCCUACUAAGAUUAUGAAUCUUUUGUGAUUUGUAUUGUAAGUACAGGCAUCCCUCGUUUUACUGUGCUUCGCUUUAUUGCACUUCUCAGAUACGUGUUCUUUACAAAUUAAAAGUUGUGGCAACCCUGCCUUGAACAAGUCUGUUCGUGCUGUUUUUCCAGUAGGAUGUGCUUACUUCAUUUGUCUGUCACAUGUUGGUAAUUCUUGCAAUAUUUGAAACCUUUUCAUUAUUAUUAUGUCUCUUAUGGUGAUCUGUGAUCAGUGACCUUUGAUAUUACUAUGUAAUUGUUUAAGGGCGCCACAAACCAUGCCCAUAUAAAAUGGCAGUCUUAACUGAUACCUGUUGUGUGUGUUCUGAUUGCUCCACCGACUGGCUGUUCGCUUGUCUGUCUCCCUUUCCCUAUUCCCUGAGACAUGACAAUAGUGAAAUUAGGCCAGUUAAUAACCCUACAAUGGCCUGUAAGUGUUCAAGUGAAAGGAGGAGUUGUAUGUCUCUCACUUUAAAUCACAAGCUAGAAAUGAUUAAGCUUACUGAGGAAGGCGUGUCGAAAACUGAGAUAGGCCAAAAGCUAGGCCUCUUGUGCUGAGCAGCCAAAUUGUGAAUGCAGAAAAAAAGUUCUUGAAGGAAAUGAAGUGUUACUCCAGCGAACACAUGAAUGAUAAGAAAAUAAAACAGCCUUAUUGCCAGUACGGAUAGAAGAUCGAACCAGCCACAACAUUCCCUUAAACCAAAACCUAAUCCAGAGCGAGGCCGUAACUCUGUUCAAUUCUGUGAAGGCUGAGAGAGGUGAGGAAGCUGAAGAAGAAAAGUUUGAAGCUGGCAGAGGUUGCAUAAUGAGGUUUAAGGAGAGAAGCCAUUUCCAUAACAUAAAAGUGCAAAGUGAAGCAGCAAGUGCUGAUGUAGAAGCUGCAGCAGGUUAUCCAGAAGAUCUAGCUAAGAUAAUUGAUAAAGGUGGCUAUGCUAAACAACAGGUUUUCAAUGUAGACAAAACAGCCUUAUAUUAGAAGAAGAUGCCAUCGUGGACUCUUGUAGCUAGAGAGGAGAAGUCAAUGCCUGGCUUCAAAGUUUCAGAGGAGGGGCUGAUUUUCUUGUUACGGGCUAAUGCAGCUGGUGACUUAAGUUGAAGCCAUUGCACGUUUAUCAUUCUGAAAAUCCUAGGGCCCUUAAGAAUGCUAAAUCUCUUCUGCCUGUGCUGUAUAAAUGGAACAGCAAAACCGGGAUGACGGCACAUCUGUUUACAACACGGUUUACUGAAUAUUUUAAGCCCACUGUUGAGACUUAACCACUCAGAAAAGAAGAUUCCUUUCAAAAUAUUACUACUCAUU
Molecule: messenger RNA, 4783 nt
Organism: Trichechus manatus latirostris (Florida manatee)
Lineage: Eukaryota; Metazoa; Chordata; Mammalia; Sirenia; Trichechidae
Gene: NUDT9
Product: nudix hydrolase 9
Exons: 7
Coding region: 290-1255 (321 amino acids)
Cellular component (GO): mitochondrion
Molecular function (GO): ADP-ribose diphosphatase activity
Source: RefSeq, a predicted model, not a curated record